CUUUGCGCGUGCUCGCGGAGAGCAUCCCAAAUCAAUAUACGCAACUUAGUUGUGGUUAAGGUACAACUUAUAACAAACAAAAUAUAUGUGAAUUUGUUCGAAAUUAUUGUUCUUACUCAAUGGAUAAAAGUUUGACAUGCUGACGUGCUACAUAAGGCAGCCAAGUAAGUCCAGGUUCUGAGAGUUGGCUCGAAAUUCAAAUGAAUAUGGUUCAUUGAAAAAGCCUGUUACGUCUCGAAGAAAGGAUCGUUAGAAGAAACUCGGAAAACUGUUUUACAAGCGGUUGCUGAGAACUGUGAGAUAUAAAUUAGGCAAAUUGAGAAAAAUUAAUGAGUAUCCAAAUCCACAGCAGUUGUUGCAACAUGAUCUAGAAGACUGCCUGUAUAAUUUACCUACCACAUGUUAAUUUCUGUUGGUUUCAACAAGACGGUGCUCCUGCACGUAACUCUAGACAGAUCCACCUGAGAGCUGUGAGUGCAGCAUUGUGAUUUCCAUCCUGUGAGCUUUGGAUCUCUACCAGAACGCUGUGCAAGGUGUUUCCGAGUCCGGGCAUAGCCCGCAGCGUGUGGGCCCUGCCCGCUGGCGCUCAGGCAUCCUGCUGCGCCGAGAUGGUGGCCGCAGAUCACCCUGCAGACGCAGAGUCGAAAGCGGAUUCGGCAGCACCACAAGAUCAGGCUCAGGCACUUGCCGAAAGGGAAGAUCCUCGACGACAUAUUUUCGAACUGGUGAAAGCAGGCGAUUUAUCGGAUGUAGCUGAUCACGUAGAACAACAUGGCGUCGAGGUCCUACGAGCUCGCGAUGAAUGGGGCUACACUCCAGCCCACUGGGCAGCAUUGGACGGAAAUGUCGAAAUCAUGCGCUUCAUCAUCGAUCGUGGUGUGCCCAUUGAUUUACCCUGUCUCGGAACUCAAGGACCUAGACCCAUACACUGGGCAUGUAGGAAAGGUCACACGGCGUUAGUGCAAGUGCUACUUGGAGCUGGAGUAGCUGUUAACACAGCGGAUUUCAAAGGACUAACGCCUUUGAUGACAGCCUGCAUGUUUGGAAGAACCGGGGCCGCAGCAUUUUUGCUUGGAAUGGGCGCCGCAAAUGAUCUGGCUGAUGUAAAUGGGGAUACGGCACUGCACUGGGCGGCAUACAAGGGUCAUGCUGACCUAAUCCGACUAUUGUUGUACAGCGGUGCUAAUCUCCAACGGCCUGACCAUUUCGGUUCUACGCCUCUACAUUUAGCCUGCUUAUCGGGAAACUUGGCAUGCGUCAAGUUGCUAUGCGAAAAGAGUAAUAUUGACCUCGACCCACUGGACAAGAAUGAUAAGACACCGCUGAUGCUUGCUCAAAGCCACAGACAUAACGACAUUGUAGAAUUGCUACAAACAGAGAAGAAACGUCGAUCCAGCUGGUUUCCACCCCUAACCGAAGUAUGGGGCUUGCUGUUCGGAAAGGCUGGAAACUCAAAGGCUCCUCUAAUAUUUUUCAUGAGCUCUGUCUUGUUAUGGGGCUAUCCUAUGUAUAUAGUCAGGUGUAUUCCUAUAACGUGGAAUAUUCUAAGAGGAUCCCACUAUUGUUUUAUAUACUGGAAUAUUGUAAUGUGGGUUUGUUGGGUCGUAGCAAAUAGGAAGAAUCCAGGGUAUAUUCCUAUGAAUACUGAGUCAUACCAUAGGUCUAUUAAACAAAUUCCAAUGUUUGAUAAGUGGAAAAAGAGAAAUUACAUACUCAAUCGCUUAUGUCACACUUGUAGAUGCCUUAGGCCGCUCAGAGCAAAACAUUGUAGAAUAUGCAAACGUUGCGUCUCAUACUUCGACCAUCACUGUCCCUUCAUAUACAAUUGCGUAGGACUGAGGAACCGAACUUGGUUUUUCCUUUUUGUGAUGAGCAUUGCUGUGAACUGUUCCUUCACUAUCUAUUUUGCCAUGUACUGCAUUGCCAUCGAAGGUUUUGGCAUUCUAUACGUCCUUGGUCUUUUAGAGGCCUUCGUCUUCUCGGGGCUAGGGUGGAUACUCACAUGCACCUCGAUUCUCCAUGCAUGUAUGAAUCUGACCACCAACGAAAUGUUCAACUACAAGCGAUAUCCAUAUCUUCGAGAUAAGAGAGGAAAAUACGCGAAUCCUUUCUCGAGAGGGCCUGUAUUGAACUUGAUUGAAUUCUUCUUCUGCAGUCCUGAAGAUUACGACGACGACUUUACCUAUGACAUAUGAUGCCAAAAGAUAACAAGCAUCGACACAAGGAUUCAAAAAUAGCUUUUAGCUUCGUGUUUGUUAUGGAAAACUGCAUAUGGUGCAAUAAAUGUCUGUUAUGCA
Acanthoscelides obtectus is the source of this 2297-nucleotide messenger RNA. The record is from the annotation of a GenBank genome assembly. NCBI's taxonomy places the organism in Eukaryota, Metazoa, Arthropoda, Insecta, Coleoptera, Chrysomelidae.